Molecule: messenger RNA, 5936 nt
Organism: Plodia interpunctella (Indianmeal moth)
Lineage: Eukaryota; Metazoa; Arthropoda; Insecta; Lepidoptera; Pyralidae
Exons: 21
Coding region: 1-5883 (1960 amino acids)
Molecular function (GO): ATP binding; nucleic acid binding
Source: RefSeq, a predicted model, not a curated record
AUGGAAACCAAUCUUGCCAGCUUUACAGAUAUUCUUAGCGAUGAAAUACCUGAUUCCCAACCUAUGUCGCUAACUUCAAUUUUUGAUAAUAAUUUACAAAGAACACAAGAGUAUUCAAUUCAACCUUUGGUUCGACGACCGUUAAAACAUACAGGGCAACAUGGAGAUUUUCGAAGUAUCGAAGAGAUUGAUCCUAAAUACAGAGAAAUUUUUACAUACCCAUUCUUUAAUUUAGUGCAAUCAAGGAUUAUAGAAGAUGCUUUAUAUUCAGACAAAUCAAUGGUAGUAUGCGCACCUACCGGCUCGGGCAAGACUGUAGCUUUUGAAAUGGCUAUUGUACAAUUGCUGAUGGAGAUAGAAGAGAAAAAAUACGAUAGAGAUUUCAAAAUCAUUUAUAUGGCCCCUGUAAAAGCUCUCUGCACAGAAAGAUUAACGGAAUGGUAUCCCAAGUUUACGAAACUUGGAAUUAUGUGCAUUGAGGUCACGGGAGAUACAGACGUCGACAUUAACAAUUUGAAGCCAUACAGAGUGAUAAUAACGACCCCAGAGAAAUGGGACAUGUUGACGCGUCGCUGGCGCGACCACCGCGGCUUGGUGGAGCUGAUCAAGUUGUUCUUGAUAGACGAGGUUCAUAUCCUGAACGAUGACACUAGGGGUCCGGUCCUUGAGACGGUGGUCAGCAGAAUGAAAACAAUUGAGUCGUCGACCCAAUCCGAGUACCGAAUUGAACAACUCCAAAGGCAGUACCAAAGCAACCAACAAGCCCCGCCAAUACCUGAUCCCCCGCCGAGGAUCAGAUUCGUGGCUGUGUCAGCCACCGUCAGUAAUCCUGAAGACGUGGCUGCCUGGCUCGGGAAUAGCGUCAAACCGGCCGUUUAUUAUAAGUUUGGUGACGAAUGUCGUCCAGUCAAACUGAAAAAGGUGGUCGAAGGAUACCCUUGUCCAGAUGGCGUCAGCAUAUUCAAGUUCGACAUUAUCCUCAACUACAAACUUUGGCCAAUUAUACAAAAAUAUCACGACGGGAAACCUACUCUCAUAUUCUGCAAUACAAGAAAGAGCGUGACACUAACAGCAGAAGCGCUAUCUCGUGAGAUCACCAUUAGCUUCAACCCAGAGCAACGCGCGAAGCUGACGGCACUAGCUGCAACAAUUAAGAACAAGAAAUUACAGGCUUUAGUACUAGCGGGCGUUGGCUGUCAUCACGCAGGGCUUUUGUUUGAAGAGAGACUCAAUAUAGAAACAGCGUUUAGAAACAGAGAUCUUCCAAUUCUUAUCACCACUACAACUUUGGCUAUGGGUGUUAAUCUUCCAGCUCAUUUGGUUAUAAUAAAAAAUACGCAGCAGUAUGUCAAUGGUGCUUAUCAGGAGUACAGCAUCAGCACAGUACUCCAGAUGGUGGGCCGCGCUGGCAGACCCCAAUUUGACACAGAAGCCACGGCUGUCAUCAUGACGCGAGCGGCUGAUAAGCCUCGUUAUGACGCGCUGGUGUGUGGCAGUGAGCCUCUUCAGAGCUACCUUCACAAGCGACUGCCAGAAAAUCUGAACAGCGAAGUUGCGCUCGGGACGGUGAGGGAUGUGGCGCAGUGUGUGCAAUGGUUGAGGUCCACCUUCCUAUACGUGAGAGCGGCUAAGGACCCGAAAAGAUAUCUGGGAUUGCCUAAUAAUGCGCCCCUACAUUUAAUUUCUAAAAAGAUAGAAGAACUAUGCGUAAGGGCUAUGAAUGGCCUGGCUUCAACUGGACUAAUAUCAAUGGAUGAAGCCAGUUGCAUAGAAUCUACGGAGGCAGGUCGGCUUAUGUCCAUAUUUUACCUGGACUUGGAGACUAUGAAGCAUAUUAUGAAGAUAGAAGGCACGGCGACCUUAGAGCAAGUACUUUGGGUUGUUUGCGAAAGUCACGAGUUGUCUGACAUGCACCUCCGAGUUGACGAGCGACGAUGUUUGAACGCGCUGAACAGGAAUAGCAACGCGGCCACGAUACGAUUUCCUAUGAAGGGCAAGAUCAGCACCCGCCAAAUGAAACUAAAUUGCGUUAUUCAAGCCGUCUUAGGCUGUCUUCCGAUUCCCGACCCAUCUAUAAACCAAGAAGCAAUGAAAAUUAUGAGGAUAGCUGAUAGGGUUUGCAAAUGUUUGGUAGCGUACAUGACCCGACCUGACCUGAUAACAGGGCAACCAGUAUUUUUCUCUGCAGUACUGAACUCCUUAAUCUUAUCAAAAUGCGUAGCAGCUCACUUGUGGGAAAACUCACCCUACGUCAGCAAACAGCUGAAGGGUAUAGGACCCACGUUCAGCACGCUUCUGGCGACUGCCGGAAAAAUCAACUUCAUGUUGCUGGAGGAAAGCCAUCCUAGAGACUUAGAGAGGAUAAUGAAUAAAGGCCCCCCAGCCGGCAAUGUUUUGCGUAAACAAAUCAGUUUGUUACCAAAAUACCAAAUAACAAUGACGCCUGUAGACGAGAAGGUAGUGACGUUGCAGUUGACAUUACUGAACCACAACUACCUGGCGGAGAACGUGGAGAGUCUUACGGCGGGAGAGAGACACAAAAGUUACAUCGUUGUGGGAGAUUCUGAAAAUCGUCUGCUACUGUUGACCUCUUUUCAAGAUAAGGAUUUGAUAGGAAUGUACGAUGGCAGAAUUACACAUGAAAUAAAGAGAAAACAUAGUUUUGAGCAUAAGAUCAUUACUCAUUGUGUAAGCACUAAAUUUGUUGGUAUCGAUGCACAGUGCGAGUAUGUAUUCAAAGAUUUGGAAUCAGCGCCCAUUAAUGUUGGUCUAAAUAGCUGUUAUUUCAAUAAAGAUACGAUAAAUAAUAGAACAACACCGAGACAAACUUGUAUAACAGACGUCUAUAAAGAAAGAAAGAGAAAAAACAAAGGUGAUUCGACAGAAAUAUGCCAAUCCAAGGAAAAAAAGAAACGCGAAAGUGUGCUCGCUGAGAAAAUAAGGUUAUUGAAAGAAUCCUUUGGAAAAUCUAAAAAAGAAUUGCACAAAUCUACUGAAGUAUCAAAUAAACUUGUACAUGAUAUUCUGAAUAUUAAUGAAGAAAUUCCAGUUGAAACAGAAGACAAAUUGUUAAAUCGCACAAAUGAUGCUACAGAUAAUAUUAUCGAUUCCCAUAAUGUUAAGAAUGAGUUAGAUGUAAACAAAUAUACGGAAAACGUAAAUAAUGGCAAUUUUGAAUGUAAUGAAUAUAUAGAUGAUUCUAAAAUAAACGACAUUCUCGAAGAUAUUGAAAGCGAAAUAUAUAAAGAAGAAAACAAUCUCAAACAUUUUGAAAAUUCCAGUUAUAAUAAAUAUUGCGAUAUACAAAAUACUAACCAGGCAAAUAUUAAUAAGAAACCUAAAAAAUCUAAUUUCAAUUUUAUGGAAUUAUUAGAAAGAAAUGUUGACUUUCGUAAAGAAGAAGAUUGUGAAUAUAAUACUGACUCUGGAUUUUCUGAUACCAUAAAAAUACACAUUAAUAAAUAUUUACAAGAAACUCGAACUGCUACUAAAAGUGAAAAUGCAAUAAUCGAACAAUUGAUUGGAACCGAAAAAAGCAUGGAUCUAACGAAAAUGGAGGAGGAUAGUAAAGUUAGUUGUUUGCCGUUACUAGAACUAAAUUUGAAUAAGCUAGAUGAAAAUAAAACCGUGAAUGAAUCAAAUAUGAACGUAAUUCAAAAACAUAAUAGCGAUGUCCACAAUAAUCCGAGCCCACACACACGAUCGGUGGAAAAUAUGGAAAUAAUACAAGAAUUACCAAUAAACAAAUAUAUUAAUUUACUCCAUACUAACGCUAAAGCGGAUGGAAUGGACUACGACAAUAAUUGCGACAAUAACGAUCGUCAUUUAAAUACAGUGUCAUACAAAGAAUCCGAAAAAAAUAUAGGUAACAAAAUUAUUAUGCAUAACUAUUAUUCAAGAAAUAACCACGAAGAACCAGAAUUUCACAGAAAUUUAUCUUCUCCACAAGAUAAUUAUGAUAAAAAUACAUCAAUUUGUCAUAUUCAUGAAAGGGCCGUUUUUGAAAAUUCUGAUCUCGAGUAUCAAAAUUCAGAUAAUAAUAAUUGCAAUGAAUUCAAAGAAACAGCGAAAGCAGAUGUGAAGCCUAACUACUUGAGAAACUUUAAAUAUUCUGCCAUGAAUGUAGACAUAUCAACUUGCCAUUUAGUGAAUCGCCAAAUACAUAUAAUUAAAAAAAUAAAACUAGAUGUUGAUGUAACUGAAAUAGUAACUAAUAACGAAAUUAAAUUAGAAACCGAUAAUAAUUAUUGUGAACGUUCUGAAAACGCUAUCUCUAAUUAUAUGACACAAUACAAUUUGAAUAAUUUAGAUAUAUCGUCUUUUACAUGUCUAGACAAUUCGUUUCAUCAGAAAGGACUUAUAAAACCAAUAACAUAUAAUGAUAACAAUAACGCAAUGAAAAAAUAUGACGAACAUUAUAAUAAAAACUUAGAAGGAAAGACUUAUCCUUCAAACUGUGAAAAAAUAGUUGAUGGAUAUGAAAAAAAUACAAAUGAAGCAGCUGAAAUGAAGAAAAUGUCUGCUGAUGUCGAAGAAUCUAAAUUAGCCGUUGAUAGAGAUGAAAAAAACAUUAUUACAAAAUCGGACAAUCACACCACAUACUUAGCACAAUACAUAAAAAGAAAAUCGGAUAAAUCGGUUCCUUGUUAUCGAGACAAUUUGUUUUCAAAUCCACAUAUAGUAAGCACUAAUACAGUACAAGCCUAUCAUAAAGACUUUAAUAAAUAUAAAAGUGUCGGUUUACACGAUACCAGUAUUUUUGCUAUAAACCAAGAAAAGUCAAUAAUUGAAAAGGCGAAUAAUUUACAGUGUAUAGAAAAUAAUGAAACUGCAAAUGUUGUACAAGCGUUAAAACUAGAAUUCGUCGAAAAUAAAAAUAUUUCUCCAGCAAUUAUCCCGAAAGUAAAUAAAAUGAAUAAAUUGGUGUCAGAUGUAAAGGAACCUUUUUCAAGAGAAAUUAGAGAUAAUAUUCAUAAGGAAAACUCACUUGGCAGUAUAUUACAAAAAUAUAGUCGAGUCAUUAGAAAAAAUAAAAAUGAAGAUGAAAAAGUUGCAAGUAUGAAACUGCCCCAAUACCACAGUGCAAUAUUGAGAAACGAACAAAAAAAUAGAAGACCUUUUAAAAUUACAGACAUAGAUAAAAUUGAGCAAAACUUACCACCAUUGUUAAUUUCUGAAGCUCCAAAAUAUACAACCCUACCCCAAUUUCCUUUGUCUAUUGCUGAAACUACAAAUAAUUCUUCUUCAAUCCAAAUUCCACCUAUACCUAUUGCUGAAAUCCCAACGCAUUCAACCCAACUCUUAAACAACGUAUUUAACAAAAUUACAAAUACUAACAAUGAAAUAGCUUCAGAAAUCACACCAGUCACUCCUGAAGAAACUCAAAUCGGAUACAAUGAUAAUGAUGAAGAUUUAGAACGACUAACACUAAAACUAUCAAAAGAUUUUUUGAGUAACGAUUACAAAUUAGAUGACUCAAUGCUUAACCCUAAAACAUUAUUACAGUGUUUAAUACAUGAUGAUCCAGAUAUAAUUCCGCCUCCGCCCGAAUUCUGUGAUUUGAACUAUUCUCCACCCCAGGCUGCCGAAAAGGAUUCCAUAAAAGCUCGUGAACCAGCACAAUUAGAUAGUGACGACUAUAAAGUAUUUUGUAAUGAAAACAUGAGGUAUGACGACAUAGAUUACAGAAAAAAUAAUUUUCCAAAUGAUUCAUCCAAUAAAAUGGAAACGUUGCUGUUGGCAAAUGAAGAUUAUCCCGAAAGAAAGCCCUGGAUUGUCACACAAUCGCCUGCAUUUAGGAAUACGCCCACCGGCUUUACAGCUAGUCGAGCUAAUCUAAAUCAAUUUCAAUUCACAAAGAAGAAAAAAUUUAAAAUUAAGUAGUUACAUACUAAUUAAUGUAUUUUGGAAACUAAAUUAUUCAUAAUAUUAAAUAU